This is a messenger RNA of Acanthosepion pharaonis, 963 nucleotides long. NCBI's taxonomy places the organism in Eukaryota, Metazoa, Mollusca, Cephalopoda, Sepiida, Sepiidae. The record is from the annotation of a GenBank genome assembly.
AUGUCGCCGACUGUGGUUCAGUUGUUAAAUCAUUCGUUGAAUAUUUCUUCUUUUCUUCUGCUAUAUUUGUUUUCAACCCAGUGGAAGAUUUCUUGGUGGGAUUCAGGGACUUGCUUCAUUCAAAGAUUUCGCUCUUCACGGUAUUUCUUUCUGUUCGGUGGAAGAUUUCUUGUCUUCAACUUCCAAUAUUUCUUGUUUCGAGGAUUUCUUUCUUCUUCCCGAAAAAAUUCGCAUUCUUCCCAUUUUGUUGUUCACUCCUCCUCCAACCUCUUUCUUUCCAUUUUGUUCAAAUGCACAAUCUUUCUCCAAGCUUACUCUUCCCAUUUUGCUAGAAAGUCCAUUCUUCCCAUCUUCUUGAAAGGCUCACUUUUCUUCCAAGCUCACUUUUCACAUUUCGUUAAAAAGCCCACGCGUCCUCCGAGCUCAUUCUUCCCAUUUUCUCAGUUUCCCUCCAAGCUCACUCCUCCCAUUUUGUUGAAAAGCUCACACUUCCUCCAAGCUCACUCUUCCUCCAAGCUCACACCUCCCAUUUUGUUAAAAGCUCACUCUUCCUCCAAGCUCACAUCUCCCAUUUUGUUGAAAAGCUCACUCUUCCUCCAAGCUCACACCUCCCAUUUUGUUGAAAAGCUCACUCUUCCUCCAAGCUCACACCUCCCAUUUUCUCACUCUUCCUCCGAGCUCACUCUUCCUCCGAGCUCACUCUUCCUCCAAGCUCACUCUUCCUCCAAGCUCACUCCUCCCAUUUUGUUGAAAAGCUCACUCUUCCUCCAAGCUCACACCUCCCAUUUUGUUGAAAAGCUCACACCUCCCAUUUUGUUGAAAAGCUCACUUUUCCUCCAAGCUCACUCAUCCCAUUUUUUAAAAAGCUCACUCUUCCUCCAAGCUCACUACUUCCGUUUUGUAGAAAAGCUCACUUUUCCACCAAGCUCAUUUCCUUCCAAGAACUUUCAUUUCUGGAUCUAG